GCUGAUAUUGCCAGCUGAUGAUAGCUGCGAAGUGCUUGUUAUACACAAAAGUGUUGAAACAUGCGUGUUCUCAUAGGGGGUGGUAGUGGAUUUAUUGGAACAGCCAUAAAAAGACAAUUACUAAAUAAAGGACAUGAUGUCACUGUGUUGUCACGGACACCAGGAAGUGGAAAGAUGACAUGGAGUGAAUUGAAAGCGACUGGACUUCCUGCAUGUUCUGCAGUCAUUAGUCUGUCUGGAGAAAAUGUACUGAAUCCGAUGAAAAGGUGGAAUGAUCAAUUCAAGCUGGAAGUGCUGCAGAGUAGAGUAGCUUACACAAAGACAUUAGCAAAUGCCAUACAACAGGCUACAAAGAAACCUGAAGUAUUUGCUACAAUGUCUGGUGUUGGUUAUUAUCCUACAAGUUUACAUGCAGAAUACACGGAAGACAGCCAUGUUGAUGAUUCUAACUAUCUAACUGAACUUUGUAAGCAGUGGGAGGAGAGUGGACAGACAGCUGAGUCUACCAGACAUGUGGUUAUAAGAACAGGUGUCGUUCUUGGUAAGCAUGGAGGUGCUAUGAAACAGAUGAUAUGGCCUUUCUGGUUUGGCGUAGGUGGCAAAAUUGGUUCCGGUAAACAAUAUUUCCCAUGGAUCCACAUUGACGACAUCGCCGGAGUGUUUGUGCAUGCUGUUGAGUCCGGCAGUGUUGAAGGAAUCCUUAAUGGUGUAGCUCCGAAUACAGUAACAAAUCUGCAGUUCACACAAGCAUUGGCAUCGGCAAUGUGGAGACCCGCUAUCCUCCCAGUGCCAAGUUUCGUUGUUAAUCUUAUCUAUGGCCGAGAGAGAGGGCAGAUGCUCUUGGAGGGCCAAAAAGCUGUACCUAAAAGAACUCUGGAGAGUGGAUAUCAGUUCAAAUAUCCAGACAUACAAUCUGCACUUGAAGACAUUUUGAAGUGAUAACAUUGAU
Molecule: messenger RNA, 949 nt
Organism: Saccoglossus kowalevskii
Lineage: Eukaryota; Metazoa; Hemichordata; Enteropneusta; Harrimaniidae
Product: epimerase family protein SDR39U1-like
Source: RefSeq, a predicted model, not a curated record